This is a messenger RNA of Cervus elaphus (red deer), 8034 nucleotides long. RefSeq names its product Myb/SANT DNA binding domain containing 2 (gene MSANTD2). The transcript is spliced from 6 exons. The coding region runs from base 6362 to 7351 and encodes 329 amino acids. The record is from RefSeq and is a predicted model, not a curated record. NCBI's taxonomy places the organism in Eukaryota, Metazoa, Chordata, Mammalia, Artiodactyla, Cervidae.
GCAUCAGUCCUUCCUUCCAAUGAACACCCAUGACUGAUCUCUUUUAGGAUGGACUGGUAUCUAUAGGUUUUAUCAACUAUAUCUUGAAAAUGUUGAUGAUCCCACAAUAUUCCACUUAUACUUAAAAUAAACAGUAUGAUUAACCUGUAUUCCUUUGACUAUUCUAAAUUCAGCAGCCAAGCUUCGUGCCUAAAAAAUAUAUACAAGACAGAAUGACAGGAGUCCCUAAGGUUUAAGGUGCCUUGAUCAAUCAUUCAAGAAGGCAUAUGGGCACUACAAUUAAAGACCCCUAAUUUAGAACUUUGAGCAUCUUUUCUGUUUCUUUCUUGGCUGAUGUAGACCUCCCAGGCCCUUGGAAUUCCACUGCCCGGAGGAGCCAGGAGAGAUUUGGAACUUAACUCUUGGCUAAAGGCCAGGCAUCUGGGGAGGACUUGGAAAUCUUACCCAUUCCCUUUCAUCACACUCAUCUGACAGAUUCAUCACAGGGUUUCUUUAAAUACUAAGGUCUGAAAUAAGAACUUUCUUUUGUUUUUUCUCGUUAUUCAUCAACAGAUACUUGAGGGCUUUCUGUGUGAGGCUGUUGACUUACCGCAGUGUAUCAUUUACCGUCAGAGUCUCCCUCCCAGGGAAGAAGGAGUCAGGAUACUAGAGCACCAGUUCCAGUAUUGUGAGCAUGGUCUAUGGAUUGUGUGGACAUUAAGCUCCUGGUGCUACAACCUGUUUAAAAAGUCAUGCCUUUCACUUGAAAAACCAUAUGCUGUAGUGCAUGAAGGUAUGCCCUAGACCCCACAUGCGAGACUGGUGGGGGGGUGUCAUCCAGGACCAGGUCAAAGGGUGGAGUCACCGGUUUUGGGACAACAGCAGAUGUACCAGUUCUAGAAAUUUAUGUUUCCAUAAGUAACUUUUCUAUAGUUUGAAUUGCAGUUAUAUCCAUUAUAUAUCUCAUUCCUUAAUUUAUAUACUAGAGAGAAAAACCAAAGCCAUGCCUCUUUUUGAACAUACCAGAAGAAAUGUAUUUUACCCUGUGGCCUGGUACUCACGUGGCAUACACAUAUGAGCAUAAAUAGAUGUUUGUGUAUGUGUAACCAAAGCACAUUUCACAAAACAGUAAUGCUGAUAUUGCAUCUAGAGUGUGUCUGCACUGUUCUAAGCGCUUUACAAAUACUAACUUAAUUAACUCACAUAGUGACGCUAUACUUAACUGUGCAACACACUCUGGUUGGUUCUUUUCUACUUGAACCCAGAUCUUCUAGCCCCAGCAUCUCUUGAGUGACAUAGUCUACAGCAUGUGUCUGUACCUGGAAGGUCUCUCUUUUCAGCCCCCUCCCCACACCCUCCUUCCCCCGCCCCCCACCACAGUGCUUUUCAGCAUCUCCUCCGCUUGCACCCCAGUCCCUCUGGCCCUCAUCUUUCCUCUACCCCAGCCACACUCUCAUUUGUCUCCAGAAAUUCCCUCACCUAAAACAGGUGCCAAGAAAACCUGGGAGGAUGGGGGUGGCCACUCCCACUGCACUGGGUAGCAGGCUUACUCCUUGGGGACUGGCCGCUCAGGGUCACAUUGGUCCCUACGCGGGCCACACCUCUGAGGUGGCAGGAUGGAGGAGCUGGGGGAAGGGGAGACAGGCUAAAUACUCACUUGCAGGGGACCAACAGCUCACAGAAUAGAGACAGGGCCUGGAGUCUUUCUCCUACAGGUUCCACAGCCACAGUGACGUGUUCUGGGAGGGUAUGGGGUGGACCAGGGAUGAUCUAGGUUUGUUGACAUGACCUCACUGAGGUGUGCCAACACCUGGUGGGGGCAGCAACACCUCCCCAUUAUCACGUGCCGGCACUGUGCCUAGGGCUCAGCUAGUACCCCUCCCCCAAACUGGGGGUCCUCACAUAUCCCUUACCUGCACCGUCCCCUCUAACCUGUAGCAGCUCUGCAUCCACCCUUGUCUCCCUAGUCACCCUCUCACCGCCCCAAAUCCUCUGCACCAGAACAGGUCCUGUUCCCCUGGUUGGUUACCCCUUCAUCUCCCAUGUGGGGUGUUGAGACAGGUGCCCCCAACUCAUUAAAAUUGAUUACCAACCUGCUAAUGGGCCAGAACCUGCAGUUAGAUAGAAGAGGAAUAGAAGAGAAUGAGGUGACAUUUAGUUUUUUCAGUCAUUGUGCUACUUUAGACUCAAGGUAUCAAAACUCCAGAAACAUCAUUCAUUUGGGACAGGUCAUGUCCCAGAUGUUGUCGUGAAAUGUUUUAUCCUGUGUAGUUCUAGAGACCUAGAACCUAUGGCUUGAGGGGAAGGUGAAAGGAGGUGGGAAGUGGUAAGAAAUCAGACUAGAGACAAACAAGAGGUCAGAGGAUGGGCCAAGGAGUUUGGACUUUGUUCUAACUUAAUAGCGAGUUUUCAGCUGGGGAGUAACAUGGUUUCCCUUAGGUUCUCGAACUAGCUGUCAGGUGGAAAAUGAAUUGGAAAGGCUAAGACUGAAAGUACUAAGAUUUUUUAGAGGCUCCUUGCAGAAACCUACACAGGAGGUGAAAUAGUGGCAGUGAAAAGGGAGAGAACAGAACAGAUUUCAGACAUAAUCAAAAGUAGUGGAGCUGUUUUGGAGAAUCUGAAAAUUUAGAUUUGCUAAAUCUUAACCUGGCUACACAACUCACUGUGUACUUCUCUACCAUUGUACACAGAGGAUGCUAAUUGCAGUCCUCAGAGGUCAUCACAGUACUUCAUUGCUUAAGUUUUAAGCUUUAAGUUGGUUCUUUUUUUUUUUUUUUUAAGCUGUGCUACAUGGCAGGGGGUCUUAGUUCUCCCUACAGGGGGUGGGCAGAGUCCUAAUGACUGGAUCACCAGGGAAUUCUCUAGGUUUUGUUCUCAAACCCAAUGGAAGUGUUAGUCAUUCAGUCCUGUCUGACUCUUUUGUGAGUCAGUGGGCUGUAGCCUGCCAGGCUUCUCUGUCCACAGGAUUCUCCAGGCAAGACUGUUGGACUGAGUUGUCGUUUCCUUCUUCAGGGCAUCUUCCUGACCCAGGGAUUGAACUCAGGUCUCCUCCAUUGCUGGCAGAUUCAUUACCAUCUGAGGCACUAGGGGAGCCCAGAACCCAGUGAGAUCCAGCUAAAUAAAACACUGCUUUAGGACAGUCCUGUCUGUGUUAUCCAGACUCCCUUGGGUUCUGAUCUGCUCCCCAGGCUUCUUAAGUGAUGGUCCUGCCUUCUUUUUUCCUAACAUUACCAGAGGGCAAGAACUAAAAUCAGAUCUAAAAUUUCAAAUGUAAAUUAUCAUGCAUUCUCUCAGAAGUAUGCUCAUGUCACUAGGAUGAGGUAGAAUAGCGGCCCCCCCCGCCCCGCCCCCCUACACUUUGGAUGGUUGUAUCUGUGUUGUGUUUGCAAAAUGUUUUUUAAAAAAAGGGAGGGGGGAGGAAAAACUUUCUGAGUUUCAAAAACGAAUACCAGUACCAUUUUUUAGAUAGUCGAUUGUUAGGAUUGCCCAUUGAUGAUUAGGUUCUGUUUAAUUUUAUUUCUGUUGUCGGGUUUAUGCAGUGUGUUCUGUCUACUAUUUACCAUUGCAAAAACUUCCUUCAGUGUUGAAAAUGAAUGCUCAAUGAAUCUGUGCCUCCUAUACUGCAUAUGUUACAAGUUAUCUGGGGUUUGUAAUCUAUGCGGAGUCUUCCCCGCUAUUGUUCUAAAGAAUUGAAAAAUGCCUGCAUACUGGAAUAAGGUGUAUAUUUAAGUCUGUAUAAUUCUUAACCUAUCUGUAGUUGAGAGAGUCUUUGAGAGCCAAUGGAAAUACCUUUUUUCUUGGCGAUAAUCAAAUGAGUGCUACUUUGUCACUUAGUGGGUGGGGUGUGAUAUUAUUUCCUAAUAGAAUACAGACCUGUGUUUAUUCUCAGACAUUUUAGGAAUAACAGCCAUCAUCUUAUUUUUAUAUAUGUGUUCUUGGCUGUAUCCAUAAAUUACAUUUCUUGAGCUACCAAAUAAUAACUUCAUUCAUUAUAAAGUGAUGAAAUAGAAUGGAAGUUAUUUACCUAGAUUUAUUUUCUAGUAGCAUUUUCUCAGCCUGUGUAAGAUGACUUUGUUGUAACAGCCUGAAUUUUUGAAACCCACAAUGUUGUUUCUCUAAUAUCUACCUUUAGAUUACUACAUUUAUCCAAAUAAGUCAAUUAUGUUUGUACUUGAUAUUAAUAAAACCAGAAUAAAGUUCAUAUCUACCAAAACCUGCUCUUAUCAUUAUUAUUUAAAAUUUACAAAUACUUUUCUCUAAAUGGCUGGAGCUGCUUAAUGACUUAGAAAAAGGAGUGUGAUAGGCCAGAAAGUACCUUGACCUUGUAACUCUCAGCUGCCACAUACAAUCUUAGGAGUUUCUGUCAUUUACUCAUCCCUUUAGCAAAAAUAUAUUGAGCUGCUUCUGUGUGCCAAAUAUUUGAUUUAGGUUCUAAGAAUACAUCAAAGAGUAAAACUGGGGGAAAAAAACAAAGACAAACCCACCUGCCUUCAAAGAGGUUAUAUCCAGUAGAAAACAAUAUGAAUACUUUAAAUAUGUUAAUUCAAAACUAUUAACACAAUCAGAAAAACCCUCAAAUAAGAUAUUCUUUUAUAUUAGCCUUAUUGACCUUAGAAGGUUUCAGCUCUCAACCUUCCACUAUGCAUGGGAAAUAGAAAUUCCUUUGCUUUGGCUUUAUUAAGAAUGAUCUACAUGAUUUUUAUAUUAUGACUUCUUACUGUGAUAUGUCCGGUUGAGUCUUGCCCCUCCAAGCAGCAAAGUGCCAUGCUGCCUGGUAUUCAUGCUGUCAUUAGAUAAUGAGCACAUCUGUGCUGGUCCUGGUGGCACAGCCUUCAGCAGAAAUAGAUAAUGUUCCUUCUCUCUUGUAUAAAUUAGGAAAUAUGGUUAAUAGUUGGAUUUGAGAAAUCAGAGUUUUGCCAGCUUUAGAACAGUAUAAAAUAAUUUUUGACAUAAGUUAUAUAAACCACAUUAUAAAACUAAGGAAAAAGCAAGGGAAAGUUUAACUCUUCUUGAUGAUAGCAUAUCUACAAGUCUGUGAGAUGUUAUUUUUCAAGAAGUGGUGGUGAAGCUUAUUUUAAUUCCAGUAAGAUUUCCACUGGAGAAGGAAAUGGCAGCCCACUCCAAUAUUCUUGCCUGGAAAAUCCCAUGGACAGAGGAACCUGGUGGGUUACAGUCCAUGGGGUUGCAAAGAGUUGGACAUGACUGAGCACACAUGCAAAAUUUCCAUGCACCAAAGAAGAAAUGAGAAAUCUACAUGCCUUUUGUUUUAUUGAACUCCGAGAAAGUAUAUAUAGGUCAUUCAUGCUUCUUUCUUGAUUCAUGCCUGCCUCCUACUUCUUGCAAACAGGUUGCCCAGUGAGUGAGGCUAAGUCCUCACUCUGGGUGGGUAGCGAGGAUUCCUUUUUCCCCUUGUUUAUAUGUCACUGUGUUAGUCACCAUAUUCUUGCUCAGAGUAUAAACCUUUGAAAAUGGCUAAAUGAUUGGCUUUUAGCCAUAGAAGAAUGAAUAUGAGCGAAGUUAUGAUGACAUAGCCAGGUGUUGGUGAAAUUUGAAUAAUGUAUGGGCAAUAACAUACUCAUUUAACAAUGUUACCUAAUAUGUAACAAACCUAAAUCUAGGUAUAAGCACCUUUUAUUAAUACUUAAAGAUUUCACAUGUUGUCAAAACUUGAUACAACACUUUAAGUACUAAUAAAGAGGUGAGCAUUCUUUUAAUAUUGGGUGAUGUUUAGCUGAAAGUUACUUGCUUUUCUAAACAAGGUUCUGACACUGAUCGCUACAGUAAGGUUCUUUUGAGUUUGUUAUUCUUAUCAUGUGCUUAAUGAUAAAGCUUUACUGCUACUUUUUCUUUCCUUGAACUAACCUUCACAUAAGACACCUUGGCUUCCAGGUGGCGUGACUAUUCUUGUUGUAAUAAUAAGAAAUAUUUAACAUUUACUGAAUACAAGCUACUAAGCAAACACUGUUUUAAAUUCUCUACUUGAAUUUUUUUAUUUAACACAAAUCUGUGAUGGAGGUAAUGGCCACAUACUCCAGUAUUGCCUGGGAAAUCCCACGGACAGAGAAGCCUGUCGGGAUACAGUCCAUGGGGUCGAAAAGAGUCGGACACGACUGAGCAACUAUCACUUUCACUUCAUGAUGGAGGUGGUGCCCUGGGAUGUGACGUACUGAGAAAAGAUUCAACAGAGAUGCUAAUGUAGCAACGUCAGCGCUGAUAUAGGAGCUGGUUCGAUGCCCAGAACUGAAUGCUGUGUUCCAGCUGUGGCCUCACCGGUGCUGAAUAGAGAGGAAGAGCCACCUCCAUAGCUUACAUGUGAUUCCUCUGCUUAUACAACCCAAUACUGGAUUUACUUACUUUGGAGCUGGAGUCAGAUGGCAGCACUAUGGAGGAGUAUUCACAGGAGGACUGGGGAAACCACAGUCAGGAUCUCCAUGGCUACCCCACAGAUCAGGAAUUGGAUGAAAUACCUGUCACAAAGAGAACAUUAAAAAUAAAACAAGAGUCUUCUGAAGAAGCACAGAAAAGAGACAUCAUGCAGAAUAUUGUACAAAUUUUGGAGUCAGUACAGUUGAAAUGGGAACUGUUUCAGAGCUGGACAGACUUUUCAAGGCUUCACCUUUCUAAUAAACUGGCCAUUUUUGGAAUCGGUUACAACACCCGUUGGAAAGAGGAUAUCCGUUACCAUUACGCUGAGAUCAGCUCCCAGGUGCCCCUUGGCAAGCGACUCCGGGAGUACUUCAAUUCUGAGAAACCCGAGGGCCGGAUCAUCAUGACCCGAGUGCAGAAAAUGAACUGGAAGAAUGUAUACUACAAAUUUCUGGAGAUCACUAUUAGCGAAGCUAGGUGCCUGGAGCUGCACAUGGAAAUUGACUGGAUCCCCAUCGCCCACUCAAAACCAACUGGUGGGAAUGUGGUUCAGUAUUUAUUGCCAGGAGGCAUUCCCAAAAGCCCGGGUCUCUAUGCCAUUGGCUACGAGGAGUGUAUUGAGAGGCCUCCCUCCCCCCAUGUCGAGCGACGUACCCUGGACCCCGGAAAGGAGGGCCGGGUUGACUUGGAAACCCUUUCAGCACAAGCCUCACUGCAGGUGGAGAUAGAACCCACUCGAAUUAUCUAUUGCUACCUCGGGAUCGCUGAGGUCAGGACUCUGCAGCAAUGCUUGUUUUUACAUUUCCAAGCAAAUACCAAAACCUUCAGCAAGGAUUGGGUUGGUAUAAAUGGGUUUUUGUCUCAGAACUGUAUUGUGGAUCCCGGUGUGUCCCCCAAAUCCAUCUACAUCAAAUUUGUAGAAGUCGAGAGGGAUUUUCUUUCUGCUGGCUCGUUAGUUGAGUGCCUGGAAAAAGCCAUCGGGUACCCCUUAAAAUAUAACAACUGAAUGUCAUCCUUCAUAAGGAUCUGGGCUCUUACCUCUCUCUUCUCUACCCCUGUCCCAUGACCCAGACUGUCCCUCAUCCAGAUGCUGCCAUCGACUCUUCAUGGAAACUCUUUCCACGAUCGGGCCAGUACAACUAAGAAACCCUAGUAGACCUUGGGCAGAAAACACAGACCUCACCUGAAAAAUGCUCAUUUUGAGCAAACAAGCUACACAGCAGACUUGUGUGGUGGGUCAGCUGUUUUCUUUUUUAAAAACAACAAAAAAACAAUUUUUAAAUGAAUUUUAGAGCCCUAAUGUAAACAAAUGUAGGUACAUUCCAUAUUGGACAAAACUUAUACUUUGAGUUUCAUAUGAAAUUGAAAAAUUGUAUUUUUUUCACGAUGUUUCAUUUUUACACAUCUCUAUGUCUCUAUAUAAGUAUUAUUUACAACCUUGAAUAAAUAAGCAAUAGAUAAUGGCAAGUAAAAUCUUGAGUCACAGUGAGUAAGACUGUUUUUCAAUAUUACCCUUUAGCUACUAUUGUAUAUAAUUUAGUUUCCUUUUUUUUCACCAACCAAAUGUUUUGCUCUUCCCAGUCAGUGUUGCCUGCAAAGCCCUCUGUUUCUGUGAUGUACCAACUUUUGGUUGUGUUGCCAUUUAAAACUUUUUUUAAAAAAAUAUUAAAGUAAUUCCUGGCCUCUUGG